GGAGGCUCGCGCUGAGAGGCGAACUGCGCGUGAGUUGGUUUAGUGUCCGCGCGGAGAGCAGCAGAAAGGUACGAUGCAGAAAUGUGGAACUUAUAAACUACAGGAAAAACCACCGAGCGAGGGACGAUAGAACUGGAAAAAGGUGGUUUGGUGAAGUGCGCUCUGCAACCAUGCAGAACCAGCUGACUUCGCUGCUGCUGGUGCAGCUGCUGCUCCUGUGCGGCUGUGCUCAGAACCAAGGGCUGGACACCACGUCUCUCCCACACUUCACUCAUCCUUCUUACAAUGCGACCAUCUUCGAGAACUCUGCUGCUAAGACCUACUUGGAAAGCCAGGUUAAAAUGGGCAUCUACAUCACAAACCCCUCUUGGGAAAUACGGUACAAAAUUGUGUCGGGCGACAACGAGAACCUUUUCAAAGCCGAGGAAUAUCAGUUGGGAGACUUUAGCUUUUUGCGGAUAAGGACCAAAGGAGGCAGCAGUGCCAUUCUUAAUCGGGAAGUGCGAGACCACUAUUUGCUCACGGUCAAAGCUGUGGAAAGGAACUCAAACGCAGAGGCCCGGACACGGGUCAGGGUUCAGGUACUGGACACCAAUGAUCUUCGACCACUGUUUUCUCCCACCUCCUACAGCGUAUCCCUGCCCGAGAACACCGCGAUCCGCACCAGCAUAGCCAAGGUUACAGCAACGGAUGCUGACAUCGGUACGAACGGAGAAUACUACUAUAGCUUUAGAGAGUGGACCGACAUGUUUGCAGUCCACCCCACGAGCGGUGUGGUUACACUUACUGGGAAGCUAGAUUACUCAGAGACGAAGCAGUAUGAAUUGGAGAUAUUGGCGGUAGAUCGUGGUAUGAAACUGUAUGGGAGCAGUGGGUUUAGUAGCAUGGCUAAACUCACGGUACGAGUGGAGCAGGCUAAUGAGCAUGCUCCUGUCAUCACUGCUGUUACCCUGGCACCUUCAGAUGCUGACAAAGACCCUACUUACGCCAUAGUGACUGUUGAGGAUGAUGACCAGGGUGCUAACGGCGAGAUAGCAUCUCUUAGCGUGGUAGCAGGAGACCCAUUACAGCAGUUUAGAGCUAUGAGGACCAGUCCUGGCAGUAAGGAAUACAAAAUUAAAGCAGUGAAGGAAGUUGACUGGGAUAGUCAGCCUUACGGUUACAAUCUCACUCUGCAAGCUAAGGACAAAGGUAGCCCACCUCAGUUUUCCUCUGCUAAAGUCAUCCAUAUUACAUCCCCACAGUUCAAAGUAGGGCCUCCUAAAUUCGAACAAGCUGUUUACAGGGUGAAUGUAAGUGAAUUUGCUCCACUGCACACACCUGUUGUGAUGGUCACAGCUGUGCCAAAGUAUCCCCAACUAAAGUAUGCUUUCAAACAAAAAUUAGACAAAAAUCACUUUGCAAUCAACCCUGACACUGGCUUAAUCACCACAGCUGGCCCCAUCCAUGCUGAUUAUUUGCCCCGAUAUGAGCUAGACGUUAUUACUAGUGACAAAAAAGUAGCCACUAAAGUUAUCAUUGAUGUGAUUGACGUUAACAAUAAUGCUCCAGAGUUUGAGCAGUCAUCUUAUAAAGCCAGUGUUGAUGAAAACAUGCCUGUAGGCACUAGUGUGCUAACAGUAAAAGCCACUGAUUUAGACAGUGGAGAGAAUGGUUAUGUUACAUAUAGCAUAGCUAAUGUAAACCCCCAGCCUUUUGUUAUCGACUACUUCUCUGGUGUCAUCAGCACCUCAGAGCAACUAGAUUACGAAUUGAUGCCAAGGAUUUAUAAUUUACGUGUGCGAGCAUCAGAUUGGGGUGAACCUUUUCGCCGCGAGGUGGAAACACAGGUCAUGAUCACCCUCAGCAAUCUGAACGACAACAAGCCACUCUUUGAAAACGUGGACUGUGAAGUGACCAUUCCCAGAGACCACGGCACCGGAGAACAGAUCACAACCGUGUCAGCAAUUGAUGCCGAUGAGCUUCAGCUGGUCAGGUAUGUGAUAAAAGCCGGCAAUGACCUGAAUUUGUUUGAGCUGAACCCCAACUCGGGUGUGCUAUCUCUGAAGCAGUCCCUUAGCGAGGGUGAGGCGGCCAAGGUGUCCUUCCACAGCUUGCAAAUCACCGCCAAUGAUGGAGAACAUGAGACUCUGCCAAUGUUCUUGAACAUAACUGUCAUCACGGCGCGUAAACCAGUUCAAGUCAAAUGUGUUGACACUGGUGUAGCAACUAUGCUGGCGGAAAAGCUGCUGCAAGGCAGCAAGAUCCACAGCCAAGGGGAACCAGAUGAGAACUUCUUAGACAUCCAUGCCAUCAACCGUGUUGCGCCUCAGUUUGCAGACUCCUUCCCCAGUGUUGUCGAGGUGAAGGAGGACCUGCCAGUUGGUGCUCGGAUUGUGCACUUGAGUGCUUCAGACUCAGACAGUGGUUUCAAUGGGAAACUCGUUUAUGUUAUAUCAGGUGGCGACACAGAGAGCCGGUUUGUUGUUGAUAUGGAUGAUGGUUGGCUGAAGGUGUAUGCUCCACUUGACAGAGAAACAGCCGAUCACUAUACACUCAAUGUUACUGUGUACGAUCUUGGACUACCUCAGAAGUCGUCAUCACGCCUGCUGGAUGUCAAGGUUACAGAUGCUAAUGACAACAGCCCACAGUUUCUGCAAGACUCAUAUUCAGUGGAAAUAAGUGAGAACACAGCUGUGGGCACUGAGAUCAUUCAAGUUGAGGCUAAAGAUAAAGACCUUGGAGAAAAUGGUGUUAUCAGAUACUCUAUAUUGGCAGACACUGAUCAGUUUGCCAUUGAUGAGGAGACUGGAGUUGUUACAGUCAAAAAGCUGUUAGAUCGUGAAGUUCAGUCGGGAUUUGUGCUUAGGAUAGCAGCCCGUGACCAGGCUACUGUUGAGCCUCAACUAGUGACCACUGUGUCGCUUAAAAUCAAUCUGGAAGAUGUCAAUGACAAUCCCCCAAAAUUCAUUCCCCCCAGUUAUCGGGUAAAGGUCCGUGAGGACCUACCUAUUGGUACAGUUAUAAUGUGGCUGGAGGCUCAUGAUCCUGAUGUUGGGCCAUCAAGUCAGAUACGAUAUAGUCUUGUGGACAAUGGUGAGGGAAAAUUUGAAGUAGACAAACUGAGUGGCGCAGUGCGAAUCGUGCAGAAUCUGGAUUAUGAGAAAAAGCAGGUUUACAGUCUUGUUGCGAAGGCUAAGGACAAAGGCAAACCAAUUUCCUUGUCAUCAACCUGUCACAUUGAGGUGGAAGUGGUUGACGUGAAUGAGAACCUGUAUCGUCCGUGGUUCCCGUCAUUUGUGGAUAAGGGAUUUAUCAAAGAGGAUGUGCCAAUUGGAACAUCGGUCAUGAAAGUCACGGCUCAGGAUGAGGACAAAGGUACAGACGGGGAGAUCCGCUACUCCAUUCGGGAUGGAUCUGGUCUGGGGAUCUUUGCCAUCGAUGAAGAAACCGGUGUGAUUCGGACCCUGGAGCUCCUGGACCACGAGACGGUGCCGCACUACUGGCUGACGGUCUACGCCACCGACCGCGGCGUGGUGCCCCUCUCCGCCUUCGUGGAGGUCUACAUCGAGGUGCAGGACGUAAACGACAACGCCCCGCAGACCUCCGAGCCCGUCUACUACCCGUCCGUCAUGGAGAACUCUCCCAAAGACGUCUCCAUCAUCCAGAUCGAGGCCUUCGACCCGGACACCAAGUCCAGCGACAAGCUCGCCUACAAAAUCACCAGCGGCAACCCCCAGGGCUUCUUCACCAUCAACCCCAAGACUGGUCUGGUCACCACCACGUCCCGAAAACUGGACCGAGAGCAGCAGGAUGAACACAUUCUCGAGAUCACGGUGACGGAUCACGGAGUGCCAGCCCGGUCCACCACGGUGCGGGUGAUCGUAAAGGUUCUGGACGAGAACGAUAACCGUCCGGUCUUCAUGGAGAAGGUGUAUAAGAUCAAGCUGCCCGAGCGGGAGAAGGUGGAGAAGGCGGAGAAGUCGUUUCGGCGCGACCCCGUUUACCGUGUGAUCGCGUCCGACCGGGACGACGGCCCCAACGCCGAGAUCUCCUACAGCAUCGAGGAGGGAGACGAGCAGGGCAAGUUCUUCAUCGAACCCAAAACCGGCCUCGUUUCGUCCAAGAAGGUCUCCUCGGCCGGAGAGUACGACAUCCUCACGAUCAAGGCGGUGGAUAACGGGCGGCCCCAGAAAUCGUCCACAUGCCGUCUGCACAUCGAGUGGAUCCCGAAGCCGGAGCCGAGCUCCUCCCCGCUGGCCUUCGACGAGAGCGUCUUCUCCUUCACCGUCAUGGAAAGCGACCCCGUCGCGCACAUGGUCGGGGUGAUCACGAUGGAGGCGGUGGACACUCCCGUCUGGUUCGAGAUCACAGAAAACACCGACGCCAGUGAGGUGUUUUACGUCGUGCAGAUGGCUUGUGACCUGAACUGCACUGCAGAAGGCGGUAACUCGGACCACCGCUUCGACGUGGACAAGGCCAGGGGGACGCUGGUGGUGGCCCGUCCGCUGAACACCGAGCAGAAGUCGAACUACAAUCUCACCCUGGAGGCCACAGACGGCACCCGCACCGCCAGCACACAGGUUCUGAUCAAAGUGAUCGACACUAAUAAUCACCGGCCGCAGUUUUCCGAGCCGCGGUACGAGGUGACGGUUCGUGAGGACGCCCCGCCGGAGACGGAGGCUCUGCGGCUCAGCGCGUCUGACCAGGACGAGAAGAACAAGCUGACCUUCACUCUGCUGAGCAGCACCGACCCGUUCAGCCUGCGCAAGUUCCGCCUGGACCCUGGAACCGGGGUUCUCUAUACCGCAGAGAGACUGGACCACGAGACCAUGCACCAGCACACGCUCACCGUCAUGGUGCGAGACCAGGACAUCCCGGUGAAGCGGAACCUCGUGCGGGUGAUUGUCAAUGUGGAGGACACUAAUGAUAACGCUCCGUGGUUCACUGGAACGCCAUAUACGGGGCGUGUCUUUGAGUCCGCAGCUGUCGGCUCCAGGGUGCUGCAGGUGACGGCUUUGGACAAGGACAAAGGCCAGAAUGCAGAGAUCGUCUACAGCAUCGAAUCAGGAAAUGUGGCUAAUUCAUUUGCCAUUGAUCCUGUUCUGGGGACCAUCACUGUGGCGAAAGAGCUGGACCGAAACAACAAGAAUCAGUUUGAGCUGACGGUGAAAGCUACAGACCGAGGAACUCCACCCCUCAGUGCGACAGCAACUGUUGACAUCACUGUUACUAUCUCAGACAAUGCCAAGCCUAAAUUCACUGAGAAGGAAUUUUCCGCUGAGGUUAGCGAAACUGCACUUCCUGGAACGUUUGUGAGUCUCGUUACGGCCACCAGUCAAUCGUCAGUCUUUUACCAGAUUAAAGAUGGGAACAUGAAUGGAGCUUUUGACAUUAACCCCAACUCUGGAGUGGUUGUGACUCAGAGGGCUCUGGAUUACGAGACAGUACCAUCGUACAAACUUACCAUUCAGGGAACCAACAUGGCUGGCCAGUCUACCAAUGCUACACUUCUCAUUCACCUGAAGGACGAAAAUGACAAUGCUCCAGUCUUCAUCCAGGAUGAGUUUACUGGGAUGGUGAGCGAGUCCUCUCCAGUCAAAAGUGUGGUCCUCACCAAAGACAGCACACCACUAGUCAUCCGGGCUUUAGACAUGGACCGUGACACCAAUGCUAGGUUAGUUUACCAGAUUGUGGAACCAUUUGCCCACAACUACUUUGCUAUUGAUUCCAGCACUGGAGCAAUCAGAACCACAACAGAGCUGGAUUAUGAACAGAAAUCUAUUUUUCGAUUCACCGUGCAAGUCCAUGACAUGGGAAUCCCCCGACACUUUGCAGAAAAAGCUGCAAACGUGACCAUCAAAGUCAUAGAUGUCAACGAUUGCCCACCACAGUUUAGUCAGGACUUGUACGAGACUACAGUUCUAGUGCCAACUUACAAAGGUGUGGAGGUCAUCACCGUCAAUGCCAGUGAUGCAGACUCAGGACCAAAUGCAAGACUCCUGUACUCAAUUGCUGAAGGCAACAUUGGAGAAAAGUUUAAAAUGGAUCCGGUCACUGGGGUUAUUAGCAUUCAAAAUGUCACCCAGUUGAGAAGCAGGUAUGAGCUGAGAGUUAGGGUGUCCGAUGGUAGGUUUUCUAGAAUGGCAUCAGUAAAGAUAAAUGUCAGAGAGAAUAAAGCAAGCAGUCUGAGGUUCACACAAAAUUCCUACAAGGCUUUUGUGCAGGAGAACUCUUUGGAGAAGAAGACUCUGGCUGUCAUUGCGGCUGUGGGCAACCAAGUGAAUGAGCCACUGUUUUACACUAUUUUGAACCCAGAUAGGAGGUUUGAGAUCAGUCGUACGUCUGGUGUACUCUCCUCAACUGGCAUACCCUUUGACCGUGAGGAACAAGACACCUAUGAAAUUGUAGUGGAAGUUAGCAAGGAAGGCAAGUCGUCUGAUGUUGCUCACAUUCUUGUAACAGUUACUGUUGAGGAUGUCAAUGACAAUCCUCCUGUGUUUGUCAACUUGCCUUACCAUGGUCUGGUCCAGAAAGAUGCUGAGGUGGGCCACAUGAUUAGACAGGUUACUGCCAUAGAUGCAGACACUGAGCGUAAUGCAGAGAUAAAGUAUCACCUACAGGAACUGAAUGAAUAUAUCCAGAUCAGCUCAGGCGGUGAACUCUCACUGAAAAAGCCGUUUGAGAAGGACUCCCUGGACUCAGAGUUCGUGGUCACAGUUGUUGCAACGGAUGGUGGGGAACCAUCGCUGUCUGCAACUGUUGAAGUGCCUAUAACUGUAGUAAACAAAGCCAUACCAGUAUUUGAGAAACCGUUCUACAGUCUGGAGAUCCCUGAGAACAUACAACUACACACACCCAUUGUCCAUGUCCAGGCUAGCGACUCUGAAGGGCCUAGGAUAGUGUACACCAUCUCAGAGGGGGAUCCUUAUAGUCAGUUCUCAAUCAACUUCAACACUGGUGUAAUCCAUGUUGUUCAACCUCUCGAUUUUGAGACACACCCUGCCUAUAAACUAAGCAUAAGAGCCAUUGACUCCCUAACUGGUGCUAAAGCUGAAGUUUUUGUUGACAUAAUCUUGGAGGAUGUGAACGACAACCCGCCCGUGUUCCUUGCCAAGUCUUACAACGCAAGCCUUUCUGAAGCCUCAGUGAUCGGCACCUCUGUUGUACAGGUCUCUGCUACCGAUGCAGACACAGGUAACAACAAACUCCUGUUCUACCAGAUAAUCGAGGAUAAAGACCGGAGCUUUGAGUACUUCACCAUUGACCGCGACACAGGAACUAUCUGGACAGCUCGUAUGCUGGACCACGAGGAGAAAACUCAACACAAACUAAUGGUGAGGGCUGUGGAUGGAGGAGUUCCUGCACUUUCAAGUGAAGUCACUGUGACAAUUGACAUCAUGGACCUUAAUGACAAUCCUCCUGUGUUCUCACAAAACGUUUAUGAGGCAGCGGUCAGCGAGCUGGCGCCCCGUGGACAUUUUGUGACUCAAGUUCAGGCUUCAGAUGCAGACAGCUCUGACAGUGCAAAGCUUGAGUUCUCAAUCCUGUCAGGAAAUGAGGAGCAGAACUUUGCCAUUGACAAAAACUCUGGAGCUAUUGUCAUUUCCAAUCACAGGAAGCCACACAUGGAGUCCCUCUAUAACCUUAACGUUUCCGUUUCCGAUGGCGUAUUCAGGAACUCUGCUCUCGUGAAAGUUUCUGUCAUUGGUGCUAACUUCCACAGUCCCACCUUCCCUCAAGUUGACUAUAUUGUUGAGCUUCUGGAAAACUCUCCAGUUGGAACACUGGUGGCAGAGGCCCAAGCAUCGGAUGCUGAUGCAGGUACAUAUGGGCGACUGACAUACCACAUAGUCAACAAUAUUGCCAAAGACAAGUUCUCUGUCAAUGAAGACGGUGAAAUUUUCACUUUGGAGAGUCUUGAUCGAGAGAAUGCUUUGGAGAAAGUCAUUCCAAUCUCUUUGAUGGCAAAAGACGGUGGUGGCAAAGUUGGAUUCUGCACCAUCAGCGUGAUCCUAACUGACAUCAAUGAUAACUCCCCACAGUUUAGAGCUGCAGAAUACAAAGUCAGCAUAGCAGCAGAUGUUCCAAGAGGAACGACAGUGGUUAAAAUUGCAGCUUCUGACAUGGAUGAAGGCAGUAAUGCUGACAUCACUUACACCAUUGAAGCAGACACAGAUAACGUAGCAGAGAACUUUGAAAUCCAUUCUCUCACUGGUGCCAUUGUGACUAAAGAGAGUCUUAUCGGUUUAGAGAACGAGCUGUACACAUUCAUUGUGCGUGCAAAGGAUGGCGGAAAUCCCGCAAGAUCCUCUGUGGUCCCAGUCUACGUCAGGGUGCUAGCCCCAGAAAUCAAAGUGCCGAAGUUUGUAGAACCGCACUACAGGUUUUCUGUAGACGAGGAUCGUCCCCUGGGCUCUGAGAUAGAUGUGAUUCAGGCAGAAAGCGAUCAGCCAGUGAUCUAUAGCCUGGUGAAGGGUAACACCCCAGAGAGCAACAGGGAUGAGGUGUUCGUGGUUGACCGUGACACUGGAGCUCUUAAGCUGGAGAAAAACCUGGACCAUGAGAGCACAAAGUGGUACCAGCUCACUCUCCAAGCACAAAGUGAACACCAAGGCAUUGAGGUCAUCUCCUCUGUGGACAUUAGCAUCCAAGUCAAGGACAUCAAUGAUAAUCAUCCCCUCUUCGAGUCGGAUCCUUAUGAGGCUGUUGUUGCAGAGAACCUUCCAGGAGGCACCUCUGUGAUACAGGUGAAGGCAACGGACUUGGACUCGAGCACAAAUGGGCAGGUUAUGUACAGUCUGGAUCCUGUCCAAGACUCGGCAGAGAUAGCUGAACUGUUUGCCGUUAACAGUGAAACAGGCUGGGUGACCACCCUGAAGGAACUGGACCGGGAACAGAGGGACAAAUACACUGUUGCCGUUCUGGCCACUGAUCGGGGAGACAAAGUGCAGCUGACGGCCCGCACCAAGGUGGAUGUGACGGUAGCAGACGUAAACGACAACUCGCCUCGUUUCACGGCAGAGAUCUACAAAGGCACGGUCAGCGAAGACGACCCUCCUGGUGGUGUGAUCGCCAUCCUCAGCACAACAGAUGCUGACUCUGAGGACAUCAACAAACAAGUGGAAUACUUCAUUACAGGUGGUGACCCGCUGGGCCAGUUUAAUGUGGAAUACGCUCAUGGCGAGUGGAAGGUGUACGUGCGUAAGCCGCUGGACAGGGAGGAGACGGACAAUUACCUGCUCAAUAUCACCGCCACGGACGGGACCUUCGCCGCCAGGGCCGUGGUGGAGGUCAAGGUGCUGGAUGCCAAUGACAACAAUCCUGUCUGCGAGAAGUCUCUUUAUACCGACCGCGUUCCUGAGGACUCUGCUGCUGGACGGCUCAUCCUGCAGGUCUCGGCUGUGGACGCUGAUAUCCGCUCCAACGCCCACAUCACCUACCAGCUUCUCGGAGCUGGAGCGCAACACUUCAGCAUUGACCCUGACACAGGCGAGCUGAAGACCCUCCUCCCGCUGGACCGUGAGGAACAGGAGCUGCACAGGAUGAAGGUGCGCGCGGUGGACGGAGGUGGACGUUACUGCGAGGCGGACGUGGAGAUCACGGUAGAGGACGCCAACGACAACGCCCCACAGUUCACCUCCGACCCCUACAGCAUCACCGUGUUCGAGAACACAGAGAUACACACUCCGGUCGCCCGGCUGCAGGCCACUGACCUCGACACGGGCUCCAAUGCUGCUCUGUUCUUCUCUCUGCUGGACUCUGCUGACGGAUCGUUUUCUGUGGAUGAGGUUUCUGGUGUCUUGUUUCUGGACUCCGCUCUGGACCGCGAACUCCGCUCCUCCUACACGCUCCGCGCUCGCGUGUCUGACCGCGGCUCGCCCCGCCCGCUCUCCUCCACCUGCACCGUCUCCGUCUCCGUGCUGGACAUCAACCACGACCCGCCGGUGUUCCAGCACCGCGAGUACGCCGCCACCGUCCCCGAGGACGUUACCGUGGGAACGCAGGUGCUGCGGGUGCAGGCGCUGAGCCGGGACGCCGAGUCCGGGGACCACAUCACCUACAGCAUCGUCAACGGCAACGAGAGAGGGGCCUUCAGCGUGGACCCACGCACUGGUGGCAUCUUUGUGAUUGAGCCCUUGGAUUAUGAAUCCUCUCACGAGUUUUAUCUGACGGUGGAGGCCACAGACGGAGGGACACCGGCGCUGAGCGACAUGGCCACCGUCAACAUCAACGUCACUGACGUAAACGACAACAGUCCGGUGUUCGGCCAGGCUGUGUACGCCGCCGUGGUCAGUGAGGACGCAGAGCUGGGAAAGACCAUACUGACCGUCGUAGCUGAUGACGCAGACGGACCCUCCAACAACCAGGUGCGCUACUCCAUCGUCGACGGCAACCAAGGCAGUCCAUUCACCAUCGACCCGCUGAAAGGAGAGGUCAAGGUGGCCCGUCAUCUAGACAGAGAAAAGACGUCUGGAUACACUCUGACCGUGAUGGCGUCCGAUGGCGGAAGUCCAGUCCGCUCCAGCAGCGCCACCAUCAACAUCGACGUCUCGGACGUCAACGACAACCCACCGGUCUUCUCCCAGAGCAACUACAGCAUCAUCAUACAGGAGAACCGCCCAGUGGGCACCAGCAUCCUCCAGCUGACCGUGUCUGACCGGGACGCCUCCCACAACGGCCCACCCUUCAACUUCAACAUCGUCAGCGGCGAUGAGAACAACGCCUUCCACAUCACACCGCAGGGCACGCUGGUCUCCACGGCAACCCUGAGCCGCCGGACAAGAGAUCACUAUCUACUGCAGACCCGGGUUUCGGACAGCGGUCGUCCUCCUCUGUCCUCCUCUGUGUUCAUAAGCGUCCGUCUGGUUGAGGAGAGCGUCCACCCUCCGGCCGUCCUGCCGCUGGACGUCUUCAUCACCACAGCAACCGACGAAUACCCAGGCGGCGUCCUGGGCAAGAUCCACGCCACCGACCAGGACAUCUACGACACGUUGACCUACAGCCUCGCGCCUGAUAGCUCCACCCCCUCCUCUCCAAGCUCCACCCCUCUCUUCUCCGUCUCCCCCACCGACGGCAAGCUGGUGGCUCUCUCUGGCCUGGACGGCGGCCAGUACACGCUGAACGCCACGGUGACAGACGGCCGCUUCACGUCGGCUGCACGUGUCAGCGUCCACGUGCGCCGGGCCGCCGCCCACAUGCUGGAGAACUCCAUCGGCGUCCGAUUCGCUGCUAUAGCCCCAGAGGAGUUCAUCGGAGACUACUGGAGGAACUUCCUGCGUGCAUUACGCAACAUCGCUGGUGUCAGGAGGGCGGACGUCCAGCUGGUCAGCCUCCAGCCGGCCGCUGACGCCUCCGGAGACCUGGAGGUCCUCCUGGCCCUGGAGAAGUCUGGAAGUCCCUACCAGCCACAGGAAGUGGUGUACAGGAAGCUGAAUUCCUCAGCCGGUGCGAUUGAAGAGAUGACCGGUGUGCGGAUCGUCCGCGUGGCCAAAAAACUCUGCGCCGGACUGGACUGCCCACUUAGCUACUGUCAGGAGACAGUCACCUUGGAGACGGGGGCGGCGUCCACCUACAGCACGGCGAGAGUCAGCUUCAUCACACCACGACACAUUCGCACGGCCAGGUGUCUCUGUGAGGGUGCUGAGUGUUCAGUGUUCAGUAAGCUGUGUGUGGGGAAUCCGUGUCCUGAGGGUAUGGAGUGUGUGGAAGACCCCACACACACCAAGUUCAGCUGUGUGUGCUCAGACAAGAAAUCAGGACAGUGUUCAGAAGGCCAGGCUCUGACGUUCAGUGGUAACGGCUAUGCCCGCUACAGACUGAUGGAGAAUGAAAAUAAAGAGGAGAUGAAUCUCUCUCUCAGACUCCGCACUUUCUCUGAUCACGCCACCAUCAUGUACGCCAAAGGCACGGACUACAGCAUCCUGGAGAUAGUGAACGGGCGUCUUCAGUACAAGUUUGACUGCGGCAGUGGUCCCGGCGUGGUGUCUGUCCACAGCCCGCUGGUCAGUGAUGGCGAGUGGCACUCCGUGUCUCUGGAGGUGGACGGUAAUUACGCCCGGCUUGUGCUGGAUGGUGUCCAUGCCGCCUCGGGGAAAGCCCCAGGGAACCUGCGCACCCUCAACCUGGACACCAGCGUGUUCUUCGGGGGCCGUGGAGGUCGGUCUGUGGGGGGCAGUGGCGGCCGGCUGGGGCGGAGCCUGCCUGUGACCGGCGGCCUGCGUGGCUGCCUGGAGGCCAUCGUGCUGAACGGCCGGGAUCUGCCUCUGAGGCAGCAGCCCCGUGGGGCCCACGGCGUGCUGGAGGAGCUGGUGGAGGCAGCUCCCGGCUGCAGCCUCCCACCUCCAGCCCCCGUCUGCACUAGUAACCCCUGCAGCAAUGGAGGGACCUGCACGGAACUGCCCAACGGAGGUUAUUUCUGUAAGUGCAGUGCUCUGUUUAUGGGCACUCACUGUGAGGUCAGUAUCAGCCCCUGCUCCUCAAACCCCUGCCUGUAUGGAGGAACCUGUGUCCCUCGCGGAGACGACUUCUACUGCCAGUGCCGAGGACAGUACUCCGGCCAACGGUGUCAGCUGGGUCCGUACUGUACGGAGAACCCCUGUAAGAACAGCGGCCGCUGCAUCGACAGCUUAGAUGGCCCGGUGUGCGAAUGUGAGCCCGGUUUCCAAGGCGACAGGUGUUUGAGUGACGUGGACGAGUGUAUGAAGAACCCGUGCUCUAAUGGAGGUCAGUGCCACAACACGUACGGCUCCUUCAGCUGUAACUGCUCGCUGGGCUUCGGGGGGCGCCAAUGUGAGCUUCGCGCCGAAGUCCGCAACGACUUCAUCUCCACAUCCUGGAACAUCGGCCUGGAGGAGGUCAUCGGCAUCGCUGUCUUCGUCGUCGGCAUUUUCCUCAUGGUUCUGCUCUUCGUGCUGAUCCGCAAGCGUGCAUGCCGGCGCUCCAAAUCCGACAUGUCCCCAGACGACAGCACUAAACGUUUAGGAGGCUCCGGCCCUCAUUCCUUCCUCCAUCGGCCGUACUUUGACACCAAGCCCAGCAAGAACAUUUACUCGGACGUGCCGCCACAGGUGCCCGUGCGGCCCAUCUCGUAUACCCCCAGCAUUCCCAGCGACUCUCGGAACAACCUGGACCGGAACUCGUUCGAGGGCUCGGCCAUUCCCGAGCACCCUGAGUUCAGCACGUUUAACCCAGACUCUAUCCAUGGGCACCGCAAGACCGUGGCCGUGUGCAGCGUCGCCCCAAACCUGCCCCCACCACCACCAUCCAACUCUGUCUCGGACAGUGACUCCAUCCAGAAGCCCAGCUGGGACUACGACUACGAUGCUAAAGUAGUGGAUCUGGACCCGUGCCUCAGUAAGAAGGUAGUGGAGGACAGUGCAUGUCACCCCUACAACACCAGGGGGAGCAUGUCUGAGGUCCAGUCCCUCAGCUCCUUUCAGUCCGAAUCCUGCGAUGAUAACGCCUCCCUAGUGACAGUAAUCCACCUGGUCAGCUCAGCGGCUGGCUCGGUGGAGACGGAAGAGUCGUUCUCGCCUCAUGAGCUCAAGAACCCAAGAGGAUAUCACUGGGACACAUCUGAUUGGAUGCCGAGCGUUCAGCUUCCUGGAAUCCAGGAGUUUCCUCAGUAUGAGGUGGUGGAGGCUCCGCCCACUCUGUACAAUGACCCCGCCCUGCUGGACACGGACUAUUACCCUGGCGGCUAUGACAUCGAGAGCGAUUUCCCGCCUCCGCCCGACGACUUCCCCCCGCACGACGACUUGCCCCCGCCCCCGCCCGUGCCGGAGUAUGGCUACGACACGCUCCAGUCACCCAGCAGCCGAGCGCUCAACAGCGCCCCCUCCAGCCCCGGAGGAUCAGCGGUGCGCCAGCGGCCGCCGUUACCCCAGCUCUACACCCUCAGCCCCUACCUCCCUCGCCACCAUUACCCCUCGGACCCGGAGCCCCAGAGUGACCCCAGCAACUCCGGCUCCGGGUCCAGGCCAGGGCGCUACCCGCUGGGCUACGGGCGGGAUUUAGACACCCCAGCAGCAGAUAACAUGUCGCUGUCGCUGUACACGUCCACGGCCUCGUGCUCGGACAUGUCGGCCUGCUGCGAGGAGUCGGAGGCGCUGAUGAGCGAUUACGACAGUGGCGGAGAGGAUGGAGGAGCGCAGUUUCAGCGGCUCGUCAUACCUCCGCUGGAUUCACAGCAACAACAACAGCAGCAUACUGAAGUCUGACACUGGAUCCAAAAAGAGCAGAAAAAAGAAAAGUGCCUGAAAACUAAAUCUUAUGCAGGAGACUCUUAUCGUCAACAAAGCAACACACACACACACACACACACACACACACACACACACACACACAAACAAACUGCAAUUACUCUUACAGACAUUCAAGGACUCAACAAAGCAUUAGAUUCGCACAUCCUAGAGGUCUGCACAAUCCAUGAGAGGGAGACCCAACCCAGCCCAACUGGUAAAUUUGAAACCUGAACCUCCUCCGAACCUCGGAGUUUGAGACUUGGCCCAAACCAAAAUGGCCCGACUCAUACUGCAAAAUUUGAAAUCUGAACCAGACGCGUACCCACGACUUUGAAACCCAGCCUGACCUGACGAGUACUGCUAAAUUUGAAACCCAAACCCGAUCCAACCCGACUGGUACUGCUAAAUUUGAAACAUGAAUCCAGCACCUACCCUUGACUUUGAAACCCAACCUGGCCCGGCUGGUACUGCUAAAUUUGAAACAUGAACCAGGCGCAUACCGGUGACUUUGAAACCUAAAACCAAACUGGACCAACCCCUCAAUUUUGAGACCCAACCAGACAAACACUGCUAAAUUUGAAACCCCAAACUGAACCCAAAUCGAGCCUGCAAGUUUGAGACCCGGCCCUGAACCUGCUCACCCACACUAAGGUUAACAAAGAUGGGUUAUCGCCGACACAGUUUUAUGGUUCAUUGUUCUUUACUAAGCUCUUAAGCUCAUCAACAGAAAAUGUCCUGCUGGGAUAAACUGGUCUUUUACACUAACAGGAUUUAUUAUCGGUAUAUUUUUGUGGAAUCGCUGAUCGUAGCUCCUCUGAUCAGCUGUUAGCUCAGCUGCACUAUAGUUCCUCACGCUACUGCUGCUACUGCAGGAACACUUAACACACUGCGGGAGAACUUAACCUUGUAAGAUGAUGCAAAAACCUGUCGUUUUAUCUAAUGAAAAGCACAGAGUGUCCAACAGUAACGGAGGCCUCGUGCAUCUUUUACACAGUGAUAGGAAACACUGUUGGACGUACUGGAGCUGAAGUGAUUUCACUGUUGGUAGCGGUGCCAUUACUGUGUUGGUCCUUUUCGGGCUUGGGUUGGGUCGCAGACCUCUUGCGCAUACAUACACACAGUCAAGCUGUAUGCAAGAUAUUUUACCACACAAACACGAACAAGGACAAGGACAGUUCCUCCUCUCGUUGCCUAGAGGAGUUUGGACACAGCGGUUUAUUCCACAAGCGGUCGUGGAGCUGAGGACGUAUUUUCUUGUGAAUUUGCUGUGCCGAUACUGUUAUUAUGCACACGAUGUCAGAAAGAAACCGUGUUAAAGAUGUUGUCACACCCUCAUGCCCAUGGAAAAAAAAACAAAAAAACAAAAAAGAAAAAGCAACAUUUCAAAGCGAUAUCUGUCUGUAUUUGUAUAGUUAAAAAAAACAUGCAAACUGUUGUGUUUCUUUUCUAAAAUUACAAAUCCUCAUUCAUUUGUAAUGUAAAUGGUACUGUACAGUUUUGAUUUCAAAGGUUUACUAGGUUGUUUUGUAGAUACGAUUUUUAUUUUCCAAAAAAAGAAAGGAAAAAAAUGCACAAACUAAAGGAGUGUCAUUAUCAGCCUUACUGUAUUUUCAUUCACAAAAAAAAAGGAGGAGAAAAAAUAAAGAUGUACGAGUUGAUAUGCGAGAAACGUUCGACUGUCUCCACACUCGAUCCACAAGUAAAUAUUUCCCGGGCGUCCGCAUUUUAUCGUGAUGUUCUUUUCAUAUUUUUUGUUGUUUGUUUGUAAAUUGCAACUUUGAAACCUCUUUAUUUUUCCACCGUCAAAAAAACGGGACCCAGUAUAUUUAUAUUGCGAGAUGAAGCGUGGAUGCGUUUCUUUUUCAGGCGUCCGCUCGCGUGUGGGCGAUGCUCUGGUCUUGUUUAUGGUUUGUUUUUUUUAAUACUGCCACUAGCUUAACCGCUUUACUACUGGCAAUAAAUUAUUCUUAAAAAUAA
Molecule: messenger RNA, 16202 nt
Organism: Colossoma macropomum (tambaqui)
Lineage: Eukaryota; Metazoa; Chordata; Actinopteri; Characiformes; Serrasalmidae
Gene: fat1a
Product: FAT atypical cadherin 1a
Exons: 31
Coding region: 171-14201 (4676 amino acids)
Biological process (GO): homophilic cell-cell adhesion
Cellular component (GO): catenin complex; plasma membrane; cell-cell junction
Molecular function (GO): cadherin binding; calcium ion binding
Source: RefSeq, a predicted model, not a curated record